UUUUCACAGUUCCUGUCAUCUGUAUCGUAUCGUGUUGUAUCUGUGUCUGUAUUUGUGCGUUCUAUCAUUGUCUGCUUUUCCGGUCUGUUUUUCUUUUCCCUUGCAUAGCGUAUAGGGGGAGUGGAAACGGGUGAAUGGGUUCCUUUUUUCGGGUUUUUUCUUCUCUGUUUGUUUGUUUUGUUUUCGUGUCAUUCGUAGUGAUCCGUUUGUACCUUGAUAUCUGUUUGGGUUUUUCUUUUUUUUUUCCAUUUUUUCUUUUACUUCUUCUUCCGUUACAUUUCCUUGUGUUUUUUUCAUUGUGUUUUUUGGUUUUUGUGUCUCUGUGUCUGUGUGUGUGGAUGAGUGGAAGUGUGGAGGUGUCUCUCUGUGUGUAGGUGUGUAACUGGGUGUCGUAUCGAACAAUGGCUGGAUGAAUGAAAUACUACUACCGCUACUACUACUAUUACUGCUAUGAUACUGUUACUGUUACUGC
This is a messenger RNA of Tricharina praecox, 472 nucleotides long. RefSeq lists its product as uncharacterized. Lineage: Eukaryota; Fungi; Ascomycota; Pezizomycetes; Pezizales; Pyronemataceae. The record is from RefSeq and is a predicted model, not a curated record. The transcript has a single exon. The coding region runs from base 135 to 374 and encodes 79 amino acids.